AUGUGUGCCAAAGAGAUGGAUGAAACUGUUUCCGAGUUUUUCAGGAGGACCAUCUUGAAAAUCCCAUUGACUGAAAUGAUGACAAUACUAAAAACCUGGAAUUUUUUGUCUGAAAAUCAACUGCAGACUGUAAACUUCCGGCAGAGAAAGGAAUCUCUUGUUCAGGACUUGGUUCUGCUUUGUGAGGAAAAUCGUGCAAGUCUCAAUGAUGCAGCCCUUUUAGACAUCAUUUGUACUCAAUUUCAUCGGCAUCAGAAAGUUUGGGAUGUUUUUCAGAUGAGUAAAGGACCAGGUGAAGACACUGACCUUUUUGAUAUGGAACAAUUCAAAAGUUCAUUCAAGAAAAUUCUUAAGAGAGCAUUAAAAAAUGUGACAGUCAGCUUCAGAGAUGCUGAGGAGAAUGCAGUAUGGAUUCAAAUUGCCUGGGGAACACAGUAUAGAAAGCCAAACCAGUACAAACCUGCUUACGUGGUGUAUUAUUCCCAAACACCAUAUGCCUUCACUUCUUCCUCCCAACUGAAAAGCAAUCUACCCCUUCUGGGUCAGGCACUGACAAUUGCUAGCAAACACCAUCAGAUUGUGAAAAUGGACCUCAGAAGCCGGUAUCUGGACUCUCUUAAGGCUAUUGUUUUUAAACAGUAUAAUCAGACCUUUGAAACUCACAACUCUACUGCACCUCUACAAGAAAGAAGCCUUGGGCUAGAUAUAAAUAGUAUGUGUGUUUUAAGAUAA
Messenger RNA from Globicephala melas (long-finned pilot whale), 732 nucleotides. The record is from RefSeq and is a predicted model, not a curated record. NCBI's taxonomy places the organism in Eukaryota, Metazoa, Chordata, Mammalia, Artiodactyla, Delphinidae.